Molecule: messenger RNA, 1260 nt
Organism: Jatropha curcas
Lineage: Eukaryota; Viridiplantae; Streptophyta; Magnoliopsida; Malpighiales; Euphorbiaceae
Product: F-box-like protein
Biological process (GO): protein polyubiquitination; SCF-dependent proteasomal ubiquitin-dependent protein catabolic process
Cellular component (GO): SCF ubiquitin ligase complex
Molecular function (GO): protein binding
Source: RefSeq, a predicted model, not a curated record
AAUUUUAGAAUGCAACAGUUUGGUGCUUUUGACUUUUGAUAGUUUGACUGCAAAUUAAAAUCAUCUGCUUGCUUGAUCAUUUCAUACUCCUGAGCGCGCGCCCUAGACGUUGCUAAAAUUUCAACCUUUACUCCUUCGCUUAUCUUGAUUAAGAUCAAAAUCGAUGCACUAUGUAAGCUCGAAAGCUCAAUAAUUCAGUUCUAAAUGAAGCAAACAGAGAUGCGUAAUAUACAGAGCUCUCUCCCCUUCGAUAUUGCCCUAAAAAUCGCAUCACAUCUUGAGGUAUUGGAUGUGUGCGCAUUGGGUUGUUGCUCUCGGUUUUGGAGUGAGCUUUGUAGGUCUGAUUGCUUGUGGGAAUUUCUUACCAAAGAGAGAUGGCCUUCAGUUUCUUUUAUCAGUGACUUUUCUCCUUGUUCGGUUCCUGUCAUAAAGGGAUGGAGGGAGAUUUAUAUAAAAAUGCAUAGAGAGAUGGCAGGUAAAGCUACUACCGUGAUUGAGUUUGUAGAGCAUCGUUCUUUGUCUCAGUCUCUUGAGAUUGGAGACUAUAACAAAGCAAUUCAAGAUUUAUGGUUGAUGCGACUUGCAUUUAAAGAUAUCCAAAUGUUCCUUUUCAAACCGAACCUAAAUGUGUUGCUGAACUUGGUGGGCUUGCACUACUGCAUUUUCUGUCUGAAACUACCGGCUAGAAAUGUCAUGGACGCACUCCUUAGUUGCAAAAUUUCAGAGCGGGAAGUGUGUGUAAAUUGGUGGAAGCUUGGCAGAUGGUUUUAUGGCUUCCGCAUGAGAGAUGAGUCUCACUCUCGCAAGGUAUCUUUGACGGAUCUUACAACAGACAAAGGGGAAGAUGUCUUAGGGGUCCUUCAACGAGGUGCCAUUCAUGAAGUCUUACGUGUUGAGAUCUUCAUCUCAAAUGCUACUACUUCUCCAUGGUCUUCCCAGAGUUCACACAGACAAUAUUAGGGAUGCAGCUAUGACAGAGUUAUGUGAAUACUGUAUAUACUCUCAAUGGCAAAAGAUUCUGCUGCUGCUUCUACAAGGUAGCAUUCUCUGGCAAUAAUAGGUUUAUGUAUAUAGCGAUUGUUUUCUUUGCUUCUGGUCAUUUGAAAAGUUGAGGCUUUAUUUUAGUAAUUUUACCAAAUAAAGCCCAAGGAAUUGAUGCUGAAUUUUUAUUUUUUUUCCAAUGUAAAAAAAAUGUAAAGUUAAAUAAAAACAUCAGACAGUGUGGUCAUUUAUGUAUUCUGAAAUCUGUGUGUUUAUUCA